This is a messenger RNA of Dimorphilus gyrociliatus, 946 nucleotides long. Lineage: Eukaryota; Metazoa; Annelida; Polychaeta; Dinophilidae. The record is from the annotation of a GenBank genome assembly.
AAUGGCGACGAAAGGUGAGGAGGAAAAUCGUUAUCAAAGAAGAUCUGUUAGUUUCGAUAUGGGCCUAUACGCGGAGGCGAUGAAAUUGAACUAUGACGAGGAAAAAGAGUCAAAUUUCGAAAUUCUCAAUAGAAGAGUAAGUAAAAAACCUAAUUGGGAGCUCGCAGAGGAAAAGAGAAGUUCAACUGAUACGGAUGACAGUGAAGAUACCGAUUGUGAUGAUGUUUUUGAGCAUCUAGCAAAUAGGACAUGUGAUGAAUAUAUUGAGUACUCUACAUAUUCAUUUAGAUUAAAGUCAUUUGAUCUUCAGCCAAAGCCAAAAAAGAAACCAUACUUAAAAAAAAGCGAUGCUGCUCUUAUCGAGCAAUAUAACAUUAGAAUUAAAUUUGGUAUUGAAACUCUUGCGGAAGCUGGGUUUUUUUACGACCAGUUAGAAAGAUCUAUUAUAUGUUUCUCCUGUUCAAAACGAGCAUCAAGGAGAGCUUUAAGCGAUGACAUUUGGAGACAGCAUUUGGGUAAUUGUAAUUUUGCCAUAUAUUGGAAAGGAUAUAAAUUCUUUGCGGAUGAUAAUAGAUUAGAUGAUAUAAGAUAUGAGUUAGUUAUGAAAGACGACUAUUUAUAUGGCGUUAAAGAAGAAGAUAUGGAAAAUCCUGAAUAUCAAACAUUUGAAAAUCGUCUACGAACUUUUCGUACUUAUCCGCUUUGCGAAAAGAAAAUAAGUUUAGCGGAAGCUGGAUUUUUCUCAAGUUCUGGAGAUACAGCUACGUGUUUUUUUUGUGGUCUAGUUUUAAAAAAUUGGAGAAAAGCUAGUGAGCGUUCACCAUUGGAGUAUCACGCACAUUUUACUAAAUCAUGUUGCUAUAUAAUCGUUGUCGAAGGUAGACUUUUUCAUGAUUCAUGCCGGAAAGACAAAGAACUAGAUAGAGGACCGGAUGUAGUAGAAUAA